AUCAACGGCGGCCCCCUAUAAGUGAGGUGAGCGACGCUCUCUCUCUCUCUCUCUCUCUCUCUCUCUCAUGGGUUUUUGGGAUCCCUCGUUCCUCUUCUCCCUCCGAGGGCGUAAAAAAUAAUCGCCCUAGGUCGAAAAAAGCCCUAAUUCCCACCCACUGAUCCCCAGCUCACGGAGCCGAGGUACUCCGACGAGCGAGUGUGGAUUCCAAAACCCUAGUUUUGAUCCCGUGGAUUUAUGAUAACUGAGGAAUUUUGUGAUUCAGAUGUGCUUCUGGGUGUUGGUUAUUUGAUUGAAUCUGAUAUGUGGGGAGUUGAUUGAGUGGAGAAGUGAUUUAGCUCUGCAGGGGAUCGAAUGGAAUCAUUUGACCUGAAUACCAGUUUGCCGCCUCGGAAGCGGCUGCUUGCCGGAUUGAAGUCAGGGAAUCUGGCUCACGAUUUCCCAUUCCCUAUUCCUCUUUCUUCUACCGAUCUUGGGGCUCGGCUUCGUGAUGUUAUCAACUCGACCACUGCUUCCCCUGAAGAGAUCAUUGAGGUGGCCAAUUCGGUAGCUUUGGCCGCUGCCGAUGUCGCAGCUAAUGCUAGGGCAGUUGCAAUUGAGAAAGCCGCUAUAGCUGCGAAGGCUAGGGCUUCUGCUAAGAGCGCCUUGGAGAUUCUCGAUAAAAUGGCGAGGAGAGAACGAAAGGGCCGGCAAACCAAAGCCAAGUUGAAAAAGAAACAUGUCCCUGUUAAGCUCUUCUAUAAGACCAAGCGGUCUGUAGCGAGCAGAGAGAGCCUAGAAAAUGAUGAAGAGAUUGCUCGGAGAUUGCAUAGUGCUAUGAAUAGCUCCCCGAGAAUUUCAAAAAAUAAGCAAAAAAGGAAUUUUUGGAGUAGUGAGAAUGAGGGAAUAUCUGGUGAGCGCAAUAAGAAACCAGCUAUUUCUUGCGGUGGGGUUAUUCAGUCGAGUAACGGAUCUAAGGUGGAUAAAUCCGAAGGGAGAAUUGUUAUGUAUAACCAAGCUAGGGUUUUUGGGACGGGGGAGGACUCCAGCUAUUCAACAGGAAAAGAUAAACUCAACCCUACUGUAGGCGCUCAGAAUGAAAAAGUUAAGAGAAAAAGGUGUCUUUUAACGCAAUUUAAUGGUGUAGAUACGGGGAAGCCUAAAGAAAAGUUGGAUUUUUCAGAAAGAAGCAAGUAUACCGAUGAACUCAAAGUAUGAAAUGUCUGAAGGAUGGUUAAGUAGCUAGAAAUGCAUCCACGUACGGAUGCAAGAAGUUCAAAGCAUCACACUGCUCUUAGGCUAUCAAAACCUUGCAUUUAUUGACAUGUUUAAAGGUGGUAGCGAGGUAAAUUAAGCUUUACCCAUAAAUGCAUGCCUUUCGCAUUUUGUGUGCUGUAGAUUUAAGUUUAUCUUCCACUAUGAUCUAGAUAGAGAGGGAGAAUAGAUUUUCUUCACCAGGUAGUUGCUUGUAUUUUUGUUUUAAUAAUAUGAAGAGCUUGCUUUACAUUCAACAAAUGAUCAAAUGCCUUUGUUACUGUACUCA
Messenger RNA from Ananas comosus (pineapple), 1522 nucleotides. RefSeq lists its product as uncharacterized. The transcript is spliced from 2 exons. The record is from RefSeq and is a predicted model, not a curated record. Lineage: Eukaryota; Viridiplantae; Streptophyta; Magnoliopsida; Poales; Bromeliaceae. The coding region runs from base 355 to 1197 and encodes 280 amino acids.